GCCCUGCGUCGCCCAACGUCGCACAAGGCAUCACCCAUAGUCCAUGUCCACGACUGCCCUAACCGAGACGGUUUUUGCCCUAAUCCCCACUAUCUUCUUCGGGUGAGAAUCUUACCGCUAUGGACGUCAAGCGGGCUGCUCGCAAUUCCGCCGCUGCCGCCGCGAACGCCGCCGCCAUAGCCGCCACCGCCGCCACUGCCGUCUCUGCCUCCAUUUCUGCUGCUGCUCCAGCCUCGGCUACCCCUUUCCCGCCUCCGAGCAUCCUCGCCGCGAACCCCGUCGUUCCCCCGUCCACGUCAGCAACCGGAGCCGCGCCGCUCUCGUCUAAUCCUGCGCGUCGACCAACGAACGGCUCAGAUCGAAGCAAAAGCUCAGAUCGCAGCAAAGACCGGCAUAAGAAAGCAUCAGGCGGGAAGAACACGAUGAUUAGGUUAAACCCGGAUACUGCGGACCGCUUUUUCCGGCUCCAGCAGCUACUAGGGAGGCGUAAGAUCAAACGCGCGUCGGCGUCUAGUGUAGUCAAUUGGUUAAUCGACUCGUCGAAUCACAUAUUAACCGCACUUAUUGAUGGAUCCCUGAAUAUAGGAGACGUUGCCGAGGACGCUAGAAACGCGGAUAUUUCGGCAGGAGCCGGCGGAGCUGGCGGGAGCAGAAUAAGGGGAGCCAUCGCUGGGGGUGGCGGGUUGGGGGGAAGCAGGUUGGCGGAGUUAGAGGCUGCGCUGAAGGCGCUAGGCGCUGCAGAGGCGCAGGCGCAGGGGGAGGAGAUGCUGCUUGACUGUGAAACUGGAGCUGUAGCAGGAGACUCUACAGCAGCAGCUGGUGCUGUGGCAGGUGGCGUGAAAGUAACAGAGGUGAGUAUUGCGAGGGCUACAGCACCUGUAACACUAGCACCUGUAGCACUAGCACCUGUAGCACCAGCAGCAGCAGCAGCAGCAGCAGCAGGGGGCAUGUCAGGGCCUGUGGCAGGAGGAGCUGUAGGAGAGGCGGCUACAACCGCGGUCAGGCCAGCAGCAUCUGUAGCAGGAGGGGCUGUAGCAGGAGGGGCUGUAGCGGCAGAAGCAGCAGCGAGGGGCAUUUCAGGGCCUGUGCCAGGAGGAGCUAUAGCAAAAGCGGCAACAACGGCGGGAACAGGAGAAGGGAUUCAGGUCACAGGAGCUGUAGCUGGGCCAGCUGUAGCAGCAGUUGCUGUAGCAGGAGAGAUCGUGGCAGUAGGAGAUGUAGCAGGAACUGUUUCUGGGGUGGCUGUAGCAGGAGGCGCUGUAGCAGGAAGAGCUGUAGCAGGAGGAGCAGGAGGAGCUGUAUCAGGAAGAUCUUUAGGAGGAGGAGCUGUAGCAGGAGGAGUCGUGGGUGUACCUGCAGCUUCGGUUGUAGCAGUAAGGGCUGCUGGGGAAACUAGCAAAGCAGGGACUGUAGCAGGAGGGGGGCCAAAGAAAGGAACCAGCGUGGGUGUGCCUGCAGUGCCAGCUGUAGCAGGGACUCGGACACAAGCUGUAGCAGGAACAGGAGUGGAUGUAGCAAGAGGGUUCAAGGCAGGAAUCAGCGUGGGUAUGACUGCAACAACAGCUGUAGCAGGAACAAGAGAGCUUGUGCCAAGGGAAGGGGCUGUAGCAGGAACACAGGCUGGGGUAUCAGCAGGGGACGGAAUACAACGAGAGGCUGUAGCAAGAUCAGGAGUUGUAGCAGGAGCGGCCAGGUAUAGGUUGCAAGGAACUGCGCCUUCAGUGUCGUUUAUGCAGACCUUCCAACAGCAGCUACAGCCGCCACAGCUACAGCCGCCACAAUUACAGCCAGUGCAGCUACGGCCAGUGCGGCUACAGCCGGUGCAGCUACAGCCACCACAGAUGCAACAGCCACGAUUACCACAACCACAGAAGCUACAGCAGCAGCAGCAGCAGCAGGCACAUUCGCAGCAUUUGCAGCAGCAACAACCGCGGGUUCGGCAUCACGUGCAAGGGCUGGGACAGCAGCAGCAGCAGCAGCAGCAGCAGCAGCAGCAGCAGAAGGCUGUUGCUGCUGCUGCUGCUGCUGUCAGUAACCCUGUUGCGGCAGUCCUUAACUUGGCCACUUCUCGUGCCACUGCCACUGCCACUGCUGCUGUUCCUGCUGCUGCCACUGCUGCUCCUGGUAGGGCUGCUCCGUCUCCUGCUGCUGCUGCUCUGUCCCCUGCUGCUGUUCCUGGUGCGGCUGCUGCUGGUCUUGCCACUGUGACUCGUCCUGCUUCUUCCACGGCCUCCCAUCUGUCUGAAGCCCAACGCCUGCAGCAGCAGCAGCAGCAGCAGCAACAGCAGCAGCAGAAGCAAGCAGUUAAUGCAGUGGCCACAAGUAGUGCAGCGAAACCACAUCCAGUGCAAAUCUGGACGAAGACCACAGAGUCAGCAGCUGCAGAAGCAGCAGCAGCAACAACAUCAACAGCAGUAAGAGCAGCAACAAUAGUAGCAGCUCAAGCAGAAGCACCAGCACCAGCAGCGACAGCCCUAGCAGUGGCACCAGCUAAAGAACCGGUGCAACCCACUGCAGGGGAUACAGCCUCACGCGGAGCAGCAGGGGAUGCAGCCUCAGCAGUGGCAGAAGCAGCGUCCGAGGAGGCGGCGGCAGCAGCAGCAGCAGCAGCAGCAGCCAAAUCAAAUGCAGCAGCAGAGGCAGGUGCAGGAAAAGGAAGGGGGGCUAGUGUCUCUGAACUUGUGCCGUCGCCUCAGACUGAUUUGGAGGCUGAAACCUAUGCUGACGCUACGGUCGAGGCUCGGGCCGAGGCUGCAAUGGAACGGCCAGACGAAACAGCACAAGGGCAGGAAAACGGACGGGCAGAAGGCUCGGUGUCAGAAGGAACCUCGGCAUCACGAGGUUCGGUGUUGGGAGCUUCGGUGCGAGCAGGUUUGGUGUCGGGAUGCUUGGUAUCCAGACCUGUAAUUGGCUCGAUGGAGCAACAAUACCUAUCCGACGCUGCUGCCACUGCUGCCACUCCUGGUGUGUGGGAUAACAGAGAGCACGGUGUGAGGGAUAAUGCAGAGCAGCCUUUAGCGAAAGAGACUCUAGCAGCCGAUUCUGUAACAAAAGAUGCUCUAACGAGUGAGACUCUAACGAAAGAAGGCCAUGAGCAAGUGAUGGUGGUUGGUGACUUGAAGGGGGUUCUGAGGCAGCUGAAUCACCAGGUGCAGCUGGUAGCAGACCCGCAGGGAGGGGGAGAGGAGACAGGCAUGGGAACGGGAGGGGGAAGUGGAGGAGGUUUGGGUGGUGAAGUGGGUUUGGCGAGCAGAGGAGGGUUUGUGACAGGGGCAGGUUUGGAAGGAGAGAUAUUGGAUGAUGAUAGGUUGGAUUCGGGGGGUCAAGAGCAGGUGAAUGCUCAGGUGAAUUCUCAGGUGAGUGCAGAGAAUUCUGGCCAGGAAGUUCCAGAGCCCUCUCAGGUGCAUGAGGAGGAUGCUCAGGUGAAUGCUCAGGUGAAUGCUCAGGCGGAUGCUCUGGUAGAAUUUGAGCACGAAUUAGAUGUGGAAGGGGAUGCUCAGGAGGAUCAGGAGCAUGGUAUACGGGGCCACGAUCAGCAGCAGCUGCAGCAGCAGCACCACCACCACCAUCUGCAGCACGCAUUGGCCUACAGUACCCACAUCCACCCAUACACUGCUCAAGCCCAUAUGCCAUACGCAUAUCUCCCCAACAGCCAUCCAGACUACCCUCCGUUACACCACCCUUCCCACCCGUUAUAUCACCACUCCCCCUCAGCGUCUGUUGGCUAUUCUCCUCACCAUCACCAUCACGCUACGUCAGUUCAGUUUCCUGAUCACCCCCCGCGUGUGUCCAUCGCUCCACAGGCCCCCCCUCCCUUCCUCCCUCCCCCUCUAUCAACCGCGUACCAACUCCCAACAGCAGCAGAGCCAGCAGGAGCAUACCAACCGAUGCACACAGCGCCAUCCCAGCUUGCACCCUCGUCAGAACACCAAAUCCCGUCUCCAUCGGCGUACCAGCAUGCUCCCUUAUCCGGCUAUCCAUCCGAUCUUGGCUAUCUUCAAGACCCAACCUCGCAUUACCUCUUGCCUCCUCCUCCAUCCAUCCCUCACCCUCACCACUCCACUAGUGCCCUUCCAUCCCUCCCACCUCAUGCAUCCCAAGACCAGUGGGGUGACAUUCCUGACCUUGGUGCACGAGGAGCAAUGGAAGGCGGGCGGGAGGAGUUGAAUGCGGUGGAAGGGGGUGGUAGGCCCGAGGAGGGGCAAAGCGAUGCAGAAGGGGGGAGAGGAGGAGAGGAGGAGGUGGAUGGGAAUUUGAGGGGUAGGAGAGUUCGGCAGAGGAGGGGGGAAGCAGAGGAGAUGCUCCAUGCACAAACAUUUGGGUAUUCCAUGGCAUACCAGGGUGACUAUCAUCAAAAUCAUCACCAUCAUCAUCAUCAUCAUCAUCAUCCAGAGAGCAGCCAUCACCACAACCCCCAUGCCCAUCCGUACUACAUGCAUCCGCACCAUCAUCAAACACACCCUCACGCCAUGGCCGAGACUUUCAUGUAUCCGCAUGUGCAGUUGCACGGCCCACAUGUAGCGGCACACAACAAUCCACACCAGCAUGUUCAUCAUACCACUGGACAUGGCAACAUGCCAAGCACUGCACACCGUCAUGCAUCAGAGACUGUACAUGGGCAUGCGCAUGACCCUAUAGAGGGGAUGGCUCGUUAUGAGCACCAUCAGCUACAGGAACACCUACUAGAUUCAACAAUCUAUGCCCACGAGGAGGCUGUUUCAGGGGUUGGUUUGGAGUUUGGAGGGAGUGGGGAGCGGUUACUGCAGUUCGGGGGCAACGGAGGAGGGGAUGAUGUCAUCGUAGCGAUAGACUCAGAUGAGGAAGAUGGGACGGUGCAAGUUGUGGAUGAAUAGAGAACGCGCCUCUGGAAAAUACCGGUAGCAACUGUUUUCUGCCAGUGUAUGGUGAAGGGUAGCCGCAACUUUGACUGUAGUGUUGUGUGCGCAUUCCGUGACAGAAUGGCAUAUGUACACGUUGAGUUGAGCUGCCCCUCGGCUCAGCACAAAACCCGACCGCUGAAUUCUUUGGAAAGGAAACUCUGUUGAGUUGUAUUGUAUGGCU
Closterium sp. NIES-67 is the source of this 5061-nucleotide messenger RNA. Lineage: Eukaryota; Viridiplantae; Streptophyta; Zygnematophyceae; Desmidiales; Closteriaceae. The record is from the annotation of a GenBank genome assembly.